CUCGCCUCCACUUUUUGUACCAGUCUCCUCCGACCAUCCUCAAGAAUUCUGCUUCGACUUUUCCAACAACCUCACCAAUCCGCCGUGCAUCUCUGCCAGAAAGCGUGUCGCAACUGUAUCGCGACCGCAUCUCGAUCUGACUCACCCCGCACCAGAGCUCUGUGCCUGGAGCGUCGCGCGCGCACCGCACGCCACGCCACGCCACGCCUCGGCUUGAGCUUGAGCAAAAACGUCCCACUUUCGCGACAGCGACGCGCAUCGCAGCAACGCCUCUCUGCCUGUAGACCGUGUCCUCCAUCUCUUUGACUCCUGCGUAGGCCCGUCGACAUUGCCUCAUCUAGUAGCCUACUCUGCCAAUGAAUGUGUGACGCUGCCCCGUUCCAAACCUGGCGGCAACAUCACCAACGGCAUCCUAGUGCCUUUCCACCACGAGGAAGGGAGAAAGGGCAGCAGGCAGUUGCGCACUCCCAGCAGCAGUCGAGACCAGCAGCUGUAGUGAAAACCUCACCAACCUAAGCUUGACACGCACUCCUCCUCGCCUGUUGAUCGCCACGAGCGCGACACCGGCGGCACCCCAGAGUGCGUCCAGCACCACUCCGCUGUCGACCACAACAUCAAUCACGACCCUCGCCGUCCUUUCGCCUCACAGAGACACCAUGUCGGAAGCAGAGCCGCGCCGCUCUGUGCGGAGCACCAAGGGCCAGCACAAGGCGCUCGACGCCCUCGACACUCCUCUCGAGCCCAAACGCCGCGGCAAGAAAUCCUCAAAGAAGCAGUCCGAGCCAGAGCCAGAGACCGAGGAGGAUGAGCUCAUCCGCUGCGUAUGUGGCGCUACCAGCCAGGACGGCUACGCCGAGGACGAGCCCUGGAUCGGGUGUGAAGGCUGCGGCGUCUGGCAGCACAAUGUCUGCGUGGGCAUGAGCAUAUUCGGAGAGGACCUGGAGGACGUCACAUAUUAUUGCGAGCAGUGCAAGCCAGAGGACCACAAGGACCUGGUCGAGGCCAUCGAAAAGGGCGAGAAGCCCUGGGAGGAGAAGCGGCGCCAAUACGAGGAGGAGAAGGCCGCCGAGGAGGACGAGAAGAAGAAGAAGAAGGGCGCCAAGAAGGGCAAGAAACGCCAGAGCGAGCUGUCCCAGGACGACCCAAGAUCCUCCCAGAAGUCUGCCAUGUCCUCUGCCUCCCCGGCCCCGGAGAAGAAGGCCCCCGGCGCAAAGACAGCAGCUGGGAAGCGCAAGGAGCGCCACGAUUCGGCCGACACCACGGCCACAAGAGAGCCGUCCAAGCUGCGCAAGGUCUCCGAGAGCGAGUCUGUGCCUGCUGCCGCCGACUACGAGCCCCCGAGUGACCUGCCCAACACCAUCCCUGAGCUCCCCAGCGGCCGCCAAGGGUCUGCAAAGCUGCUUCAGAAAAAUCUUGUACACGCCAUCAAUGUCUACGAGAAGGAGGGCGGGUACAACCCAUCAGAUGGCGUCUCGAACGAGUCCCGGGCUGAACGUCUUUCGAUUGCCGUCGAGAGGGCUGUCCAUGAUUCUCACCCCAACGUCCAGGAGUACGCCAAGCAGUGCAGGACUCUGUCCGCCAACCUGAAGAGCAACCCGGAGCUCAUCGUGCGGAUGCUCAACCAUUCGCUUACUCCGCCCAUGUUGGCCGUGAUGACAUCUGACCAGCUUGCCUCGGAGAAACAACAGCAGGAGACCGCCGCGGCUAGGGAACGCAGCAUGCGCCAGUCCGUCAUCGCCACAGAGGAAACUCAAACCGGACCGAGAUACAGGCGCACCCACAAGGGCGAGGAGCUUAUUGAGGGUGAUAGCUUCUCGGUGCCAAGCGAGACAGCAUCGUUCCCGCAGCGCCAGGCCAACCGCGAAUCAUCAGCUCAGGCCUCCAAGGCUGGCGCAGCAGCCCGUGCUGGGGGCCCGGCCGCUCAUGCCCGCACGCCAUCCGGGGAACCCAUGAGGAUCGACACUCAGCGCUCACCCUCCAACCCGGAGUUCGAUAUCAACAAGGUCUUUUCCAGCGUCAAGUCUCCAACCGGUUCGCAGCGGCGCCGACCCUCCGCCCCUGCUCCUGCCCCUGCCCCUUCGCAGGGUCCUGGCGAUGAUCCUGAUGUCGAUAGGCUGCUUCAAGACGACGGCAAUGAGUCCCCUCCUUACUCACCAACAGAAGAGACGGAUCCGGAUAUCGUGUGGCGUGGCAAGGUCCAAAUGACAAAUAUAGCAAAUUUUCAGGCCAAGGCCAAGCACGUCGGCGGGGCAGACCUCUCGAAAACACUGGGCCUCCCCUGGAAGACCUUUGUGCCCCAGGAGCUCGUCAUCGGGGGCCGUUUGUCGGUAGCCACGGCGACCGAGUACCUCUGUGGCAUGCGGUGGAGUCCCACCGUGGACGUUGUUGUCGCCAGCUUGACAGCAGCGUACGAGGACGGCAGGAAAGAUUUCGACAGGAUCUACGAGUACUUCGACACCAGGCAGAAGAUUGCCGUCGUGGGCGACAAGUCUGUCGCCAAUGUCAAAGACACUUACCUGAUCCCCGUGGCGGCGGGCACCGGCAACCACCCGGAGUUCCUUCUGAACCUCGAGGACAACUACCUGCCCCAGACUCGAGACGAGAACAUGUUGCUCCUCGUCAUCGUCUAUAGGAAUGACGUUGCGACGAUGAACAAACUCCACGGCUCUGACUGGAACAACAAGGCCGUUGCCUCACCCUCCGCCCAGGCCAGCGCAACGCCCACGCCUGCUCCCCCAAACUUCUCACACCGCAGCGCGUCGCUGUCUGGCCCCAGCUUCUCCCCGACGACGCCCCAUGUCGGCUCCGGUGGCUUCCCGCCACCACCGCAGCCGCAACAGCCCCAGCCCCCUCCCAACAGGCCGCUGACCCAAGAGGAGCUCCAACAACAGGGCGAGGCCGUGGCGCGGGACAUCCUUGGCGAGCACAUCUCUUGUUCGACGGUGGCCUUCAUCCUGCCUCAGGCCCAUGCGAUGCAGGCAACCGAAUGGCACAUUGUGCGCUCCAUUCUCGACAGAGAGCCGCAGGCGCGCGAUAACCUCAAGUACCUCGGUGAGCUCAUCGAGAAAGAAGGCCAGGCUAAGCAACAGAAACAGCAGCAACUGCAACAGCAGCAGCAACAACAACUGCAACUGCAACAGCAAGUUGCCCCUCCUCCGCCUCAGCUUAACCCACCAGCAACAUUCCCGCAGCCCACACAGCCGGCUCCGCCAGUCCAGCCGGCAAUCGCACCCCCUCUUCCGCAGCAGGCUUAUGUCCCGCCCCCGGCCCCGGCGGCGGCGGCGGCGGCGACGCCAGUGGCCCCAGUGGCACCGAGUGCGUCGCCAAAGGCCCCACAGUCUGCCUCCCCGCCCAGCACCACCAGACAGACCCCGAUCUCCCUGCCGUCCAUCCCGGGCAUGCCUGCGUCAGUCCACCAGUCAUACCAGGCUGCGCAGGCGCAAGCCCGCGGGAGGGUCACGGAAUAGAGAGCAGAACCUACCGGUGGGCGAGGUCAGAGAGUUUCGAGAGGUUCUGGUCUGAACCGAGGGACCCCGGUCUCCUUGCCGUCCAUCCCGGGCAUGCCUGCGUCAGUCCACCAGUCAUACCAGGCCGCGCAGGCACAAGCCCGCGGGGGGGUCACGGAAUGGAGAGCUGAACCUACCGAUGGACAAGAUCGGGGAGGUUCUAGUCUGAACCUGCCGGACCAGCAAAAGCCCCGUGGGGCUGUACGACGAGGGCGGGGGUCGACUCGACAGCGGCGCGGACGAUGAUUGUUUGAUGAGGAUGUUUUUGUUUUUUUUUUAACAAGGGAAGGCGGGGGUUCUCCCCUGCAACAAUGACGCUGCAGGCGAUGAUGCACCUCAGGCUUAGCCAUUAUUGAUUCAAAUGGAAAGUUAAAAAAAAGAUUACAAGGGAAGGAAAGGGCGCGGAACAGAACAGAAUAUCGAGUGGUCUAUUUCUUGAUACCAGUGUUGGAGUUUUCUUACAGUGCAGUUUUGCGUCGACACCGGCCGAACGAGUGGUGGGGUGCAAGGGGAAUGGAAAAGAAAGGCGUUGUUGUUGUGCCUGGCCUUUCUGUUGUUUCAGGAGGGGAGAGGGAGCUCAGAUGGGACCACCAGCCCGAGGGCUCUGCGGUGGUUACCAUCAACCCCCCAGUUUAACUGUGGACGUUGUUCAAUGUUGUAUUUGUAUGUACAAGCCCUUGUGCGAAGCACGCACUACGGGCCCUUAGGGAAUAGGCACUACUAUGGAAUCGACAUUUCUAGGU
Messenger RNA from Diaporthe batatas, 4249 nucleotides. RefSeq lists its product as uncharacterized. The record is from RefSeq and is a predicted model, not a curated record. Bases 657 to 3467 code for a protein of 936 amino acids. Gene Ontology annotation, molecular function: RNA polymerase II transcription regulatory region sequence-specific DNA binding. Gene Ontology annotation, cellular component: nucleus. The transcript has 2 exons. Gene Ontology annotation, biological process: DNA-templated transcription; transcription elongation by RNA polymerase II; transcription antitermination. NCBI's taxonomy places the organism in Eukaryota, Fungi, Ascomycota, Sordariomycetes, Diaporthales, Diaporthaceae.